AUGAAUGGACUUCUCUCCGGGGUGCCUCAGAUAUUCAUGGUUGUGUUCAUGCUUGCUGGAGCCUGUGUGUUCGACAUGUUAGUGAAGAGAGGCGUUCUCAGUGUUACCAACACCAGGAAACUGGCCCAGUGUUCAGGAUUCGGAAUACAGGGGCUCUGCACAUUGUCUAUAGGGUUCGUGGAUGAUCAUAUACAAGCCUUCGUUCUGUUUAGCGUUGGUGCAGCGUUUAGCGGAUUCGCUAUUUCAGGUUACCAGACUAAUCCGUUAGAUCUGGCACCACAAUUUGCUGGACCGUUGACGGGGAUAUCCCGAACUGGUAUGCUUGGUUCAGUCAUCAGCACAACCUUGGCGUCCGCUUUGACCGGUCACUCACAUAGCCUGAAAGACUGGCAGUACGUGUUUAUUACCGCUGGAUGUGUUCAUCUGGCAGGCGUCGUGUUCUAUGGGAUAUUUGCUUCAGGAAAUCUGCAGCCGUGGGCAAGUGAGAGUCAAGAAAUUAUUAUAAACUCAACUGACUACCAUGCAACGUCAGACAAAGACGGGGACAGCAACUCCAGCGUUAGCAAAAAGACCGAAGCUGGAUAG
Messenger RNA from Candidula unifasciata, 585 nucleotides. The record is from the annotation of a GenBank genome assembly. Lineage: Eukaryota; Metazoa; Mollusca; Gastropoda; Stylommatophora; Geomitridae.